AUGGCCUCUCAGAGUGGGGCUUCGUCUCAGGCAGUGGAGCCGCUCAGCUUUCGAGAGGAGCUGGAGCGGCGCUUGUCCAGAACUUCCAACAGCGAGGGAUCUGCAGGUUGGACAGCUCUAAAGGCCUCAGCGCAACCCACGCCGGCAGAGCCUUGCACCGAGCACACCGAGCACAGGGAGCACAGGGAGCACAGGGAGCACAGGGAGCACAGGGAGCACAGGGAGCACAGGGAGCACAGGGAGCACAGGGAGCACGGGGCUUCCGUGCUCUCACUGAACCUUGCUAGGGAGCCGGAGGCGAUGCCCCGACCGCUCCACUCGCCGAUUGCUUCUGUCAGCUCCUGCUCAUCUCCGCGAACCUCAAGUGGAUCACGAGGAGCAGCUCACCUAGCCAUGGGACGUGAGAAGGAAGGCGCAUCCUGA
This is a messenger RNA of Symbiodinium pilosum, 423 nucleotides long. NCBI's taxonomy places the organism in Eukaryota, Dinophyceae, Suessiales, Symbiodiniaceae. The record is from the annotation of a GenBank genome assembly.